CGCGCGCAUUCACGUGACAGGGGCGGGACCCGCCAACCUAGAUCCGGUCACGUGAGAAUGCCCUACCCGCCAAUCAGAAGGCGGCGCAUCAGGGCGGGGGCGGGAGGAGCUGUGGCUCUUUGAUUGGCGGAAUGCUCCUUGGAGGCCUCAGGGGCUUGGGGCGUCGGAAAGUGUGCGAGGUGGCUUGCGCUGUGUGCACCAGCGCAGACAAAGCGGUGGUUCUGGUGGCCGUGGCUGUUGUGGCGAAGGCGACAGUGCUUUUCUAAACGCCGAAUUUCGCGGCGCCAAGUCCUGACAUCAUCUCAUCCAGCUCGGCGCGCGAGGGCUGUGGCAGCGGCGGCGGCAGCAGCACAUGGUUCCGAGAGCGCGCUGCGGUUGUUGGGUUCCAAUUCUGCAGGGAGGGACAAAGGCAGCAGGGAGCGCCGGGCAACGCCCGGUCUAGUGGUGUGCUUGCCACUGCCCUCGUUCCGGUCUGUGAACAUUGGGACUACUUGCCGCGAGGAGGAGACCACGAGACAGAGGCCCGGGAAGGGUCUGAGAGGCUAAGGCCGCUGUCUGAGGGAGGGGGGAGGGGCGCGGGCCGCCUGAAGUGAUUUGGGCGGGUCAGUUGUGAGGCAUUUUAAGGGCUAGUGUGAGGUAAUUUGACUCACCACCCUGAGGGGAUUAGGGCGGGACAGCAAACUGGGCUCAAUAGGGCUUUGAAAAAAAGAAAUCGUCAGCCCCUGGGAGUUAUUUCACUUGGGGAGGUGGUGAAGCCGGAACUAGUGCCACAUGCACUCCGUGGACAUCUUGGUCUCCAAUCUAGGGCCUGUUUAAGGAACCUGGCAUCGGUAGUAGUGAAGACAUGGGUGAUUGUUAAGUUUUCUGACAAAAGCGGGUACAUUUCCGGAUUGGUAAGUUUUCAGAGUGGUAAAUUUUUUGGGGGAAAAAACGGCUCAAAGAACACGAAGAUGGAGCAGUAAUAAACUGCCAACUCAAAGACUACUACAAGACCAUUCGCGUUUGACUCAGAUUGCCCGGAUUGAGCUGUCGCAACUUAACGCUAAAGGAAAGCUCCUUGGGACUGCAGGUUUAUGACGUAGUUCAUUCCAGAAUACUACUACAUAGUCAUUGAGAAGAGGAAAAAAAAACACUUGAAGAAAUCACUUGUACUUUUAAACAUCUAUUUGAAUAAUAUCUUGGAUAGAUACUAGGUGACUUUGGUUAACUCAUUAAGGAGCACAGAAAUACUAAAUCUUUGUUGGAAAGAAUCCUGGAAAAAACGAAUACAUUAUAAAGUCAUAGUUCCCAGUUAGCUGUAAAAGACUGGAGACCUCAUUGCAGUUAUGGCUUUCACAAAUUACAGCAGUUUGAAUCGAGCUCAGCUAACCUUUGAGUAUCUGCACACAAAUUCAACCACUCAUGAAUUCUUAUUUGGUGCUCUUGCUGAACUAGUUGAUAAUGCAAGAGAUGCUGAUGCCACCAGAAUAGAUAUUUAUGCAGAAAGGCGAGAGGACCUUCGAGGAGGAUUUAUGCUUUGCUUUUUGGAUGAUGGAGCAGGAAUGGAUCCGAGUGAUGCUGCCAGUGUGAUCCAGUUUGGGAAGUCGGCCAAACGAACUCCUGAGUCCACCCAGAUUGGGCAGUAUGGGAAUGGGUUAAAAUCGGGCUCAAUGCGCAUUGGGAAGGAUUUUAUCCUCUUCACCAAGAAAGAAGACACCAUGACUUGCCUCUUCCUGUCUCGUACCUUUCAUGAAGAAGAGGGCAUUGAUGAAGUGAUAGUCCCAUUGCCUACCUGGAAUGCUCGGACCCGGGAACCUGUCACAGACAAUGUGGAGAAGUUUGCCAUUGAGACAGAACUUAUCUAUAAGUACUCUCCCUUUCGCAAUGAGGAGGAAGUGAUGACCCAGUUCAUGAAGAUUCCUGGGGACAGUGGAACACUGGUGAUCAUCUUUAAUCUCAAACUCAUGGAUAAUGGAGAGCCAGAACUAGACAUAAUCUCAAAUCCAAGAGAUAUCCAGAUGGCAGAGACCUCUCCAGAAGGCACGAAGCCGGAGCGGCGCUCGUUCCGUGCCUAUGCUGCUGUGCUCUAUAUUGAUCCCCGGAUGAGGAUCUUCAUCCAUGGGCAUAAGGUGCAGACCAAGAGGCUCUCCUGCUGCCUGUACAAACCCAGGAUGUACAAGUACACGUCAAGCCGUUUCAAGACGCGUGCAGAGCAGGAGGUGAAGAAAGCAGAGCACGUAGCAAGGAUUGCUGAAGAGAAGGCGCGGGAGGCGGAGGGCAAAGCUCGGACAUUAGAACUGCGCCUAGGUGGAGACCUCACUCGGGACUCUAGGGUGAUGCUGCGACAGGUACAGAACACAGCUAUCACCCUGCGCAGAGAAGCUGAUGUCAAGAAGAGGAUCAAGGAGGCCAAGCAGCGAGCACUUAAAGAACCCAAGGAACUGAAUUUCAUUUUUGGGGUCAACAUUGAACACCGGGACCUUGAUGGCAUGUUCAUCUACAACUGUAGCCGUCUGAUCAAGAUGUAUGAGAAAGUGGGUCCACAGCUGGAAGGCGGCAUGGCCUGUGGUGGUGUUGUUGGGGUUGUUGAUGUGCCCUAUCUGGUUCUGGAGCCUACACACAACAAGCAGGACUUUGCUGAUGCCAAGGAGUACCGACACCUACUGCGAGCUAUGGGGGAGCACCUGGCGCAGUACUGGAAGGAUAUUGCUAUUGCCCAGCGGGGUAUCAUCAAGUUCUGGGAUGAAUUUGGCUACCUCUCUGCCAAUUGGAACCAGCCCCCAUCCAGUGAGCUGCGUUACAAACGCCGGAGAGCUAUGGAAAUCCCGACCACCAUCCAGUGUGAUCUGUGUCUGAAGUGGAGAACUCUCCCCUUCCAGCUGAGUUCUGUGGAAAAAGAUUACCCUGACACUUGGGUUUGCUCCAUGAAUCCUGAUCCUGAGCAGGACCGGUGUGAGGCUUCUGAACAGAAGCAGAAGGUUCCCCUGGGAACAUUCAAAAAAGACUCAAAAACACAAGAAGAGAAGCAGAAACAGCUGACCGAGAAAAUUCGCCAGCAGCAGGAGAAGCUGGAGGCCCUUCAGAAAACCACACCUAUACGCUCCCAAGCUGACCUGAAGAAAUUGCCCUUGGACGUGACCACCAGACCUUCCACUGAGGAACCUGCACGUAGACCUCAGCGUCCUCGGUCGCCCCCUUUACCAGCUGUGAUUAGGAAUGCCCCGAGCAGACCCCCUUCCAUGCAAGCUCCCAGACCAGCCAGCCAGCCUCGAAAGGCUCAUGUUAUCAGCAGCACCCUAAAGCCCCCUGCCUUGGCAGCCCGGGAAGAGGCUGGUACAUCAAGACUGUUCCAGCCACCUGAGGCACCCCGAAAGCCUGUGAACAUACCAGUCAAGACUGCUCCCCGGCCUACCCCUCCGAUACAGCCACUGUCACCAUCUCCAUUGCCUAAUUCUAAGAGCAGCCGAGAAGUUCCUGCCUCUAAAGUCAUCAAGACUCCAGUGCUCAAGAAGCCAGAACCACCCACUAAACUCCCCCCAGCUACCCCUGGUCGAAAGCGAAGUCUUGGGGUCUCCGAUGAGGAAGAAGCAGAGGAAGAGACUGAGAGGAGGAAGGAGAAGUGUAAGCGGAGCAAAUUUGCUGUGAAGGAGGAAAAAAAAGACUUGAAUGAGCUCUCAGACAGUGCUGGGGAAGAGGAUUCAGCUGAGCUCAAGAUGGCUCAGAAGGAUAAAGGGCUGCACGUGGAGGUGCGUGUGAACAGGGAGUGGUACACAGGCCGUGUUACCGCUGUGGAGGUGAGCAAGAAUGUGGUGCGAUGGAAGGUGAAAUUUGACUACGUGCCCACCGACACGACACCGAGAGACCGCUGGGUGGAGAAAGGCAGUGAAGAUGUGCGACUGAUGAAGCCCCCUUCUCCAGAGUAUCAAAGCCCUGACACACAACAGGAAGGUGGGGAGGAGGAGGAGACCAGGAUGGCCCAGCAGACUGUAGCUAUGGUGGAGCCCUGCACUUCUGAGUGCAUUGGCAUUGAGCCCGACACCACUGCCCCAAACACCAGCCAUGAGACCAUUGACCUGCUUGUCCAGAUCCUCCGGAAUUGUUUACGGUACUUCCUGCCUCCAAGUUUCCCCAUCUCGAAGAAGGAGCUGAGCGUUAUGAAUUCGGAUGAGCUGAUAUCUUUUCCUCUGAAAGAGUACUUCAAGCAGUAUGAAGUGGGGCUGCAGAAUCUCUGCCAUUCCUACCAAAGCCGUGCCGACUCACGGGCCAAGGCUUCUGAGGAAAGCCUGCGCACCUCCGAGAGGAAGCUGCGUGAGACAGAGGAGAAGCUACAGAGACUGAGGACCAACAUCGUGGCACUCCUGCAAAAGGUGCAGGAGGACAUAGACAUCAACACAGAUGAUGAGCUGGAUGCCUACAUUGAGGACCUCAUCACCAAGGGGGACUGAGCACAGGAGCUGGAGGUCAGCUCCCUCGUUGCCCACCUGCCUUUCAACUCAGCAGCUUUGGGGUUGGGGAUUUAUUCGUGGGUUGGUGGACUUAUCUUGGUUUGAUUCAUAUGGGACAUUGGGACAUUUGUGCUUUUGGAGGGAAAGAUUUUCUGAUUCUUUGAAUCUUCCUCCCUAAGUUUAUAAAUAUUUAUUUUUUAAAAGAA
This is a messenger RNA of Nycticebus coucang (slow loris), 4630 nucleotides long. RefSeq names its product MORC family CW-type zinc finger 2 (gene MORC2). Gene Ontology annotation, molecular function: zinc ion binding. Bases 1326 to 4424 code for a protein of 1032 amino acids. NCBI's taxonomy places the organism in Eukaryota, Metazoa, Chordata, Mammalia, Primates, Lorisidae. The transcript has 26 exons. The record is from RefSeq and is a predicted model, not a curated record. Gene Ontology annotation, cellular component: nucleus.